Hydra vulgaris (swiftwater hydra) is the source of this 4902-nucleotide messenger RNA. RefSeq names its product kinesin-like protein KIF15. Lineage: Eukaryota; Metazoa; Cnidaria; Hydrozoa; Anthoathecata; Hydridae. The record is from RefSeq and is a predicted model, not a curated record. Gene Ontology annotation, biological process: microtubule-based movement. Gene Ontology annotation, molecular function: ATP binding; microtubule binding; microtubule motor activity.
UUCUGUAGACGGCAUUGUUAUGCCGGUAGUCACCUUGCAAAAUGCGGGAAAUUCGACAAGCUUUAAAUAUCAAUGUCGCAUUAAUGAAUUUCAAAUGACAUACAAAGAUAAUUUUUUUUUUGGAACGGAAAUUUUUGAUUAACCAUGGAUCUUCAAACUCGGAUAAGAGUCAAUAAAGUUGUGUCUAAAACAAAUUCAGAAAUUAUCAACACAAGUAUUGCUAGUAACAGUGCUGGAUAUGACAGAAAUGAAGGAGACAACAUUAAAGUUUAUAUACGAAUUCGACCACCUUUAAAGCAUGUUCAAGAUGGAAUCAAUGAUACUGUUUGUCUUGAAGCAACAACUAAUAAUUCUGUUACUAUAUUUACAAAGCCAGAACCCAAGCAAUUUAGUUAUGAUUUUGUUGCUAAUAUGGAAACAACUCAGGAGGAAGUUUUUACAACUGUUGGCAAGGGUAUUAUAGAAGCAUUCGUAAAUGGAUUUAAUGGAACUAUUUUUGCUUAUGGCCAAACUGGCUCUGGAAAGACAUUUACAAUGAUGGGUCCUCCAGGAGACGAUGGCAUUGAUACUUUCACACAUGAGAUGAGAGGUGUAAUUCCUAGAUGUUUUGAAUACAUGUUCAGUUUAAUAAACAGAGAACAAGAAAAGAUUGGAGAUCGGGUGGAGUUUUUAGCAACAUGCUCUUUUUUAGAAAUUUACAAUGAGCAAGUUUAUGAUUUGAUUAGUCCAUCAACUGCUGGUUUACAGCUUAGAGAAAAUAUUAAAAAAGGUGUUUUUGUCGAUAGCUUAGCAGAACGUGAUGUUUGUUCAGCUAAAGAUGCUUACAGAGUUUUAGAGUCAGGAUGGUUGAAUAGAAGAGUGGCAUCCACAUCAAUGAAUCGUGAAAGCAGUCGCAGUCAUGCAGUGUUUACUGUCUCAUUAUCAUCAAAAAGACGAGUCGGUGGAAUGGCAAAUAUAAAGGUAGCAAAACUACAUUUAGUUGAUCUUGCUGGAUCAGAGAGACAGAAAGAUACUAAUACUCAAGAUUUACGUCUUAAGGAAGCUGGGAGUAUUAACAAAUCUCUAUCUGCGCUUGGUAAUGUGAUAAUGGCUCUUGUUGAUAUAACACAUGGUAAAACUAGACAUGUACAUUACAGAGAUUCCAAAUUAACUUUUAUGCUUCGUGAUUCAUUAGGAGGAAAUGCUAAAACUUACAUCAUUGCUAAUAUUCAUCCAUCUUCCAGGUACUUUGGUGAAACUUUGUCUACAUUAAAUUUUGCUUGUCGUGCUAAAAUGAUAAAAAACAAAGCUAUUGUCAAUGAAGAUGUGACUGGAAAUGUGAUGGAACUUCAAGCUGAAAUUCGAAAGUUAAAAGAAAUGUUAUCCCAAUCUAGAUCUUAUGGACCAAGUGUGACAAGUCUAUCAGUUUGCAAUGUUGAAAACAAUACCUCUGCAGGUGAUUUAGAUGAUACCGUCCAUUGGAAGGAAAUGAUGUUGAAUGCAAUUGCUCGUAGCGAACAAUCUGAACAGGAAAAGUCUGCUCUUCAGAUGAAAGUUUUAGACUUAGAAGAGUUGUGUCGUAAAAAAGAAAUGUUUGCUCAAUCUCAAAAAAUGAUAAUAAAGUUUCGCAAUGAUACUAUUUCAAAAUUAAAAAGUGCAAGUAUUUUAGACAAAGAUUCAGAAGUAAUUGCUUUAAAAGAUGAAAUAAAGUUGCUACAUUCGACAAUUGAUAAUCAUCCAGAAGUUAAACGACUUGCUGUUGAAAAUCUAGAACUGAGAGCUGAGUUAAAGCGGUUAAAGUCUCUUGAUCCUUCAAACGGAGAUGUUAUGAAAAGUAUGGCUGAAAAGCAUCGUUACACUUUACAACUUGAGCGUCAGCUGCGAGACUCAUUGCAAGCAAAAAGUCCAAACAAUCUUGAAAAAUCUAGUGCACAACAAAGUAUAGACGCAUUAAACAAUGAAAUCGAGAAGCUAAAAUUAGAGCUAACUCAAGUCCAAGCAAAAUUGGACACUUCAAAAAUUGAAUUAGAGAAGAAUAGACAAAAUUUGCAGCAAAAAUGUGCUGAGUUGGUUUGUUUGAGUGAAUCAUUUCGCAAAAAAGAAUUGGACUUGAAAUCAGAUUUGGUUGCCGCUAGAAAGUGCAAUAGUGAUCUUGAGAGAGCACUGGAAACCCUUCAACUUAAAACUGCUGUUGAAAGAUCAACAAUGAAUAACCUUCAUAUGCAGACGAUUAAGACAUUGUCUUCUCCUAAUAAGUUGGUGACUCCUCAAGGCACUCCAAAAAAAGCAAAAUUAUUCAAUGAUUUAUAUACAAAAGUGUCAACUCCAUCUUUGAAUAAAACUAUUGGUAAUGAUCAGAAAGAAUCUUUUCAACCAGAGAAGAAAAAAACAAAAUACUUUGAAGAAGAAAAGUAUGUUAAUGAUCCUGACCGCUUCAUUCAAGAUGAGCCUCAUCCAAAAUUUGUUGAUGAAGAUGAUAGUUUUGAUGAACUUUCUAAAAAUGAGUUUAAUCCAUUUUGGAAUCUUGCAGAUGAAACUCAAGAUGAAGAAGUAGAAUAUAUGGAAGCCAUACAAAAAGAGAUAAAACAUUUGCAGGAUUUGUAUAAUCAAUCCAGUCAAGCUCUUCAUACUGAACAAGCUGCAAAGAUUAUUUUAAAUGAAGCUAAAUUUAAAUUAGAGCACAAAGUCAAUGAGCUGGAGCAACUUCUGGAGCAUGAAAGAAACCAGUGGAAUGAAAAAGAAAAAGAUUAUACCAUUCAACUCCUGUCAAUAAAGGAAAAAUAUAAUGAAUUGCAGGAGGCUUUUACCAUGUUAACAAGUGAUGCCGAAAACUAUAAGUCACAACUAUUAGAGGCUCAAAAACUGUUAAAUAAUUUAAAAGAUGAGAAAUGUGAAGAAGCAAGCAAAGCAAGUCGCAAGUAUGCAGUUGUUGAAAGCAAGUGUGUAAAACUUGAAAUUGAUCUGCUAAAUUUGAGAACGGAAAUGGAUGCUACUGCAGAAGAAAACAAUAAUUUACAAGCUGGUUUUGAAAAUUGCAAGGAAGAGUUAGAGUUUUAUCGGCAUAAAAACUUUGAACUAGAACAAGUUGUUGAAGAAUACAAAAAAAAACUUAAAGAAGAAGAAGAUAAACUGCAGGUUGCUCUUGAGAAGCUUAACAAUGAAAUGGAAAUGGAAAUGAAAAUGAAGCUUUCUCAAGAAGACAAGCAUGCGGAGCUGAUGAGAUCUGUUGAGACAAUUAAUGCUUUGCAGGAAGAGUUGAACGUAGCAGCAAAAAAACUUGAUGACCAGAAUCAGUUAUUAGAGAAAAUGCAAGCAGACUUAGAAAAAUCACGAUCUGAAGUUAUAGCUCAAAAAUGGAUGAAUAUGGCAGACAAAGAGGCAAUUAAUAAUUUUAUGAAGACAGUUCAAGAGUUGCAAACCACCAUAAUAGACAAAGAAUCACGAAUAUCUUCUUUGACACUGGAGCUUGAAGAUAUUAAACAACAGCAUGAUUUACUACAAAUUUCUUUUGAAAAAAAGAAAGUUAAAAUCACAAAACUUACUGAAACAUUGCAAUGUGAAAGCAGCAAACUUGCUAAAGAAAAGGAGGAAAGGGAAAAAGAUGCAUUAACAUUUAAUGAAGAUGUUUCUAAUCUCAGAGAUCAGUUGGAUAACUGUUUUCUUAUUAUAGCUGAAAAAAACAAGGAGUUAAAAGUUCUUGAAGAAAAUCAUGAAUUAUUAAAAGAAGAUCUUAAUAAGAAAACUAUAGCGCUCGAUCACGAAAUACAUAAUAAAAAAUCAUCUGUUCUCGAAGUUGUGAAUACUGAUACCUUAACAGAAAUGUUAUCAGAAAGCCUUGAAGCUUCUAAGCAAGAAGAUCUAAAGGAAAUAGAAAGAUUAAGAAAGCAGUUAAUGGAAUAUGAAGUCAUACAGUCUGGACAAGAAGCAUUAGAAGGACAAAUUAAAUUUCUUGAAACUGAACUUGAAGAUUUAGAAAAAGAAAAAAUGAACCAAAAACAAAAAGAAAAGUUAUUAGAAGAUGAAAUAAGUUCUUACCGAGAAUGUAUGGAGAGGGAAAAAGCACUUGCAAAAGAGGCACUUUUCAAGAGGGAUCAAGCCAUCAAUGAAAAACAUGCUAUAUCUAAUGAAUUGGCUGAAUGCAAAAUGAAUAUGUUUAACAUACAAGAAGACCUUGAUGCUGUUCUUGAGGAGCUUGAAAAGACUAAAAGUUUAGAGGAAAAAUACUUUAAUGAGAAAAUAGCUUAUCAGUCGAAACUUGAAAUCAUUGAAGAGGAAAAGAAGCGUAUUGCAAAGGAAAUCGAAUUACUGCAGAAGGAAAAUGACGCGGUUAAAGUUGAAAAUGCGAAGUUAGCAGGUCACCACAAUCAUUCUCAGAGAAUUAAAGUUUUAAUGGAUUUGAAGAAUGAGAUUAAAGACCUCAAAGAGAAUAACGAUUAUCUUCGACAGGAAUUAAUUUCUUGGAAACAGCGUUAUGAACUUAAAUAAAAUGACUUUACAGUAAGUUUUGAUUUUGAUAAGAUUUAGGAUGAAAUGAAGAAACUAAUAUUUCAGUUCAAUAAAUUUUAUUUUGGCAAGAUCUUGGAUGAAAUAAUAUCUCAGUUGAUCUAAAUAACCGUUCAGUUGUUGAUUUUAGAAGAUCACAUAAAAUAAUUGGUUAAGAUCCGUAUCUUAAAUCAAUAAACAAAUUGAUUGAUAUAUUUUACAGAGUUGAAUGAUUUGGUUGAUACUGUAUUAAGUAGAACAUUGGAAUUUUAAUAAACAAAGGUUUACGCUGUUUAUUGAUUAUAAAUAUCGAAUAAUAAUGUGUAAUUUUUCUUAUUACAAUCCUUAGAAUCACGAAAAUAAUUAUGCCAUGUAUACACGAUUAUUUUAAAUUAAAAGCCAAUAAUUUCAUUAUUCUGAGGGUUUCAAACCCUCAAACUA